ACGUAAUUCAGAAACAAAAGUCCGACGCGACAGACGAAUAUAUCAAGGAUGUGUGUGGCGACUGGCUCACACAGGCCAAAUUUCGCCUUCAGAGAAGGAUUGCUCGAGCGGCCAAGAGGGCCAAUAGUGCAAACAGUAACCCUGAUGCUGAGCCUGUUGAUACCAACAGUGCGAACAGUACCCCUCCUGCUGAACCUGCUGAUACUGUUACUGUCACUCUUGAAAAUGAUAAUGUCUCUCUUCAAAAUGAGUCUAAUGAUAUUAAUGACAACGCCUUACAAGAAAAUUAUUGA
Messenger RNA from Bemisia tabaci, 293 nucleotides. NCBI's taxonomy places the organism in Eukaryota, Metazoa, Arthropoda, Insecta, Hemiptera, Aleyrodidae. The record is from RefSeq and is a predicted model, not a curated record.